This is a messenger RNA of Miscanthus lutarioriparius, 5532 nucleotides long. The record is from the annotation of a GenBank genome assembly. Lineage: Eukaryota; Viridiplantae; Streptophyta; Magnoliopsida; Poales; Poaceae.
AUGGCGGAGGUCGCGGCGGGUGCCGUGACCUCACUGCUGGGCGUCAUCCGCAGUGAGGCACGGCUCCUGCGCCUCGUCGGGAGCGACGUGCAGUUCAUCAAGGAGGAGAUGGAGAGCAUGAACAGCUUCCUGGCGCACCUGGCCCGGUCAGCUCCACCUGGCGGCGAGCAUGACGAGCAGGUGCGUACCUGGAUGAACCAGGUGCGGCUGCUCGCCCAGGACUGCAACAACUGCAUCGACCUCUACCUGUACCGCAGGAACCCCGACAUCCACCGCGCCAACAGCGGCCUCUGGCGCUACCUCUGGUGGGUUCCCUGGUUGCUGCACAAGUUGGUGGCGCAGCACCGGGCGGCCGUCCGGCUGCGCGAGCUCAAGGACAGGGCGCGCGACGUCGGUGAGCGACGGCUCCGGUAUGGUGUGGAGAUCCCGUCCAACCUGGCGGCAACAGCGGGGCACUCACCUCCGUCUAUGGCUAGGCUGGUGUCGGCGGCAUCAUCGUCGGCAGUAACAGGUGGCUAUGCCUGUGCUGCAGGAGACGAUGAAGAAGACGGUGACGAUGAUCAACACGCAGUGGCCUUGCUUUCUCGCACUCUGGACGACUAUGUCAAGGCAAAGAUACUGGAGUGGUAUGAAGUAAUUCCUCCAUGCGCCAAAGAGACAUUGUCCCUAGCCAUCGUGGCCCCGGAUAGAGGUCCGGAUAUCAUCGUCACUUUUGCAAAUGAAACUUUGGUUGACAAAAAACACUACUACGGUUGCGUUGUCUUGGUCGACACCCCGGCGCUCCACCCGGAUCUUUAUUAUUAUUCACCAAUAAGACCCAAGGAUGUUCUCUACUACAUCUUGCGCCAGCUCAAGCUCAAGUCAAAAUCCAAAUCUCAGAAGCAAGGCACAGAUCAAGGGGAAGGGGAGGAGGGUCUUGGUUUUUGGCAACGUUACCACCAACAACGGCUUAUUUAUGAUGACAAAAAGAUAGUGCUUUGCAAAAUCAAGAGACGUAUAGAAAAUAUGAAGAUCUAUGAAAAGCUUGACAAGAUCAAGAAAGGUCUUAAAACUCGAUCACCGGCGGGCCAGCAGAGGACGGACAUGGAUCAGAUACAUGUUCUUCUUAAGCAGCUACUCCGGGCAUAUGUGCCCUCGUCUCAACAAAACCAAUUGAUGAGGAACAAAUUCAUGCCUAAUAGAUUAUCAGCAUCGGACGACAUCAUCGUUGCAGUAGCCGAGAAGCUUAAGGAGUAUAUGGAAGCAGAUGAACAAGGAGGAGAAGAAGGUGUAGAAAAAGAACAUCCUGAAGGAGGAAAAGAAAAGGUAGAAGUAACUGGAGGAGGAGGAGAAAUAGUAGAAGAAGAACCUGGAGGUGGAGGAAGAGGAGGAGAAAUAGUGGAAGAAGAACCUGGAGGAGGAGCAACUGCUAAUGAUGAGAAGGAUGACGGCAGUUUUGACGAUGACGACAAAGAAGAUGAAGAAGAAGACAAACAAGAAGAAGAAGAAGAAGAAGAAGAAGAAGAAGAAGAAGAAGAAGAAGAAGAAGAAGAAGAAAGGAAGAUUUGUCUCCAUAUAAAGCAGUAUGUACACAUACUACGGCAAGUGUUCCCGAAGACCAGCAGCUGCUGCAACAGAUCCGCAUCAGACCAAGCUACAGAUACUACAUUGGGAGAGGAUCAAAUCAAACAAAUGAUCGACGAGUCAAAUCAAGAGAUCUUACUGGAACCUCAGGGAGGCAAACAUGACACGGUGCAAGAUGCUGCAGGUCAAAACAAAGAAGAUGAUAUUUUCACAACAAUAGUGGACAAGACAGUGGAUAAAAUCAGGCAUGAAUUCAAAGAGCAGCUGAAGAUCAAAGGGCUUGUGGACGAUAUUAGACGUCAAUUGAAGCAAAAAUGUCCCCUGUUUAUCCUCAAACUUGAUCAGACGGUGAAUCUACCCAGAUGGGAGGAUACCAGAAAUGCAUUGAGCCUGCUAGCAUGCAGUGCUGAUGUACUGAUCUUAACAACCGCAAAGGAACUCCAGCAAGCAAAACAAUAUUGCUAUCCACCAAAGUGUGAGCCUAUAGAAUAUUCUCUUGUUGGCCUCUACUAUGAUACAGUACUCGAGAUUACUAAAGAUCAGAAAGAAGAGAAGUACGAUCCCCAGAUUUUUCGCAAAAUCCUGGUGCUGUGUGAGCCACAUGAAUUCCUCAUGAAGAUGUUCACUCAUGCUUUGUUCUUUAAUCCCAAGAGGAGCAAUGAGGAGUUAAACAAGCUGCAUAAGAACUUACAGGCUUCACCAAAACUGUUUGACAUCAUUGCUAAGAAGAUGUUCAUGUUCUCUUACACUGAUAUGCCUAAAGAAUACAAGUCCUGCUUGUUGUACCUAGCUAUCUUCCCUCCAGGACACAAGAUCAGGAGGUCCACUCUGAUUGGACGGUGGGUAGCAGAAGGCCUGAUAUUCAAGGAAGAUUGGCCCAGUUCUGUGCGCCGGGCCAACCGAUGUUUUGAUGAGCUCAUCAACCGGUGCCUUGUUGAUCCUGCUGAUGAUAAUGGUGCUGCAGGAAAGGUCAAGAGCUGUGUGGUAAGUGAUCUAGUCCAUGGAUUCAUUACCAAGAUCGCCAAAAAACAACAUAUUGUGGAGACACGUCUGUCACGACACUUGGCUCGCCACUUCUCCAUUUUCAAUGAUCUCCAGCUCCGCAGCUCCGAAAGGAUUGAUGGAUUCUUCCAAAGGCUCUCCGAGUCAUCUCGAGUAUCCCUGCUCAAGGUGCUAGAUCUAGAAGGUUGCCAGUGCUUUGGUCGGAAGAACCAACGCUACCUUGAGGACAUAUGUAGCAAGAUGUUGUUGCUCAAGUAUCUUAGCCUAAGAGGAACAGAUGUUACUCAGCUGCCCAGUAAAAUCAACGAUCUCCGUGAGCUGGAGGUAUUGGAUAUCCGACAGACCAAUGUGCCUAUGAAUGCAACAGCAAAUGUCCUGCUCCUGAAGCUGAAGCGUCUGCUUGCUGGUAACACUGAUCGGACUCCAAGACCAACCCUCAGAGCUAAGGAAUCAGUAUCUACUGCUGUCCAAAUUCCUCAUAAGAUUGAGAAAAUGGUAAACAUGGAGGUACUAUCUAAUGUGAAGGCCCGGAGCAGUCCAGAUUUGAAAGAUAUUGGAAAGCUAUGGCAACUAAGGAAGCUCGGAGUGGUAGUCGAUGACGACUCCAGUUACCUCAAGAAUUUGCUUGGAGCAAUCAGUGAUCUGCACGAGUCCCUCUGUUCUCUGUCAAUCACUCUUCCCACAGCUACAAGUCAAGAGUUGCCAGAAGUAUCACUCAAUCUCAAACAUCAACCCAAGCUUCUUGAGAGUCUGAGCAUCAGCGGAACCACACAGAAGGGAUUUCUUCCAUUGUUUGUCAAAGAUGUUAACAACCUUGUCAAGGUUACUUUGAGUAGCACCUCACUGAACCGGAACAAUCUUAAGGACCUUGCCAGACUGCCUAAAUUACAGCUCAUCAGGCUCCGCCACAUUGCAUUCACCAAAUCCAAGAGAGAACUCAUCUUCAAGCAGGACGAAUUCAUAUCUCUCAAGUACCUUCUUGUUGAGGGAUCCACCUUCACUAAAGUUAGCUUUACGAAUGGAGCAGCCUGUAUGCUUGAGAAGAUGGUUUUGUCUUUCACUAACAUGGAGUCUGUUUCUGGAGUAGAAGGUCUUCAAAAAUUGGAAGAGGUCGAGUUGACAAUGAGCAUGAGCAGCAGCAACAAGAAGAACAACGACACGUUGCUAUCAUCAUUUAACAAUGGCAAACAAAUAGUCAAGCUGACACUUGUCGGUACGCCUGAGCAAGGUGAUCAACAAAUCCAGAGCCUGAUUAAAUUCAACAAAGGGGAGUUCCAAAAGCUCAGACUUCUUACUGUUGACUGCUCUGCCACCAAGGUUGUCUUCACCAAAGCAUCUGCUCCUAAGCUCGAGAAAAUCGUUUGGUCCUCAUCCACGUCUCUCUAUGGUAUCGACAACCUGCCAAGAUUGAAGGAACUCGAGUUCAACGGUGACCUUGUCCCUAAGGUGGUGGAAGAAUCCCGUAAAAAACAUAAAAACGAACCUAAUCUCAAACAUAAUAAACCAGAAAUCCAAGGCCAAGCAAAAGGAGGCGAACAAGAGGACGACGAAGAUGCUGCAAGUCCUUCCGAUCAACGCCGAUCCUCGGAUCGAAUCGCUCCCCCUCGCCGCCGCCGCCGUGCCGCCGGGGCCCGGGUGUCGCAAUCGCCUGGUCCGCGCCAUGGACGUCGUGGAGGGAUCAUCGUCGAGCGCAUCAUCAAGGAGACCGGACAAGUCCAGUACCCCAUGCUCACGCGUACCAAUUACCAGAAUUGGGCGCUGCUGAUGAAGAUCGCCUACUCGAUCGAGACGCUGCUCGACGUCAACAACCCCUGCAUCGAGGAGGUGACCGGGCGCCUACGCGCCAUCGAGCAGCGGAAGAAGAAGCCGGCAGCGACAUCAUCUUCAACCGUCGACAAGCAUGGCUGUCUGCUCCUCACGGAGGAGUGGAUGGGCCGGCUCAAACUUCGCGAGAGUGGAGAAAGCUCCGGCAACUCCUCCGGCAGCGCCAACACGAAGCGCGGCAAGACCCGGCGUGGCGGCGGCGGCGGAGGCGGCCGUGAUGGCAAGAGUCGUGAGUGCUCCGGAGUCCGGACAAUCCCAGGAGAUGACAAACGACAAAUGCCCGAACUGCGGCAUCAAGGGCCACUAGGCCAAAGAUUGCCGGAAGCCGAAGGAGGCAAGGAGCAGGCCCAUGUCGCCGAAGGCGAGGAAGAAGAAGAGCAGGCGCACGCCACCGGGUUCUCUUCCCCCUUCGACGUGGGCACCGCCCCCUUCCUUCGGUUCCGCCGCGCCUUCCUCGUCCUCUUCUCCCUCGCGUCCGUUUUUUGUUCCAUAAGCUACAUGUAUCCUUUGCAGCAGUGUUCUCUUUCUGUUUUGAGACGUGUCUUGUGCUGGAGCAUGAGAAGCCACACUGUCGGUAGUGGGGAUUCUGUAUAUCAGAAAUGCAUCAAGUACCUGUCAGAGUGUCAGCAUGCAUCUGCCAUCGGGAGCUACCAAAAAUCAUUUUUUGCUCAUGUCCUCAGAGACAAAAGAGUACUGAUUCUGGUCUUAGCUCAAGCAAGCAUCCAUUUUGCUGUCUCAACCUUUUGGUUUCUCUGGGCACCAACCAUAGUGAAUGCUUGGAAGUGCUGGUUUUCCAUGGUUUUAUGGAGAGCUCCCUUCCGGAAUGAAGACAGCUUUACAAUAGCUUAUAUUGGCGCUGGACUCGCUUUGUCUAUUGUGGCUUAUGAUUACCAGGAGAUUGUAGCACUGGUGAUAGUGUUCUGCAUCUUCCAUGCAUGUGUGGGCUUUAUUCUGCCUUCACUAGCAAGAUUGAGAACAAUGUACCUGUGUGGGGGUAUGAUGAGCUUUUCACUGUCACUGGUAAAUGCCAGUAUCUUUGUUUUCCUGUUACAGGGUGCCGACCAUCGACGCGUCGCAAACUCAACCAUCAUGAGUCUUGCGUCCUAUGGCCUGUUAGGAGCUGGUGCUGCAUUCAUAUGUUGA